Molecule: messenger RNA, 2196 nt
Organism: Rotaria sordida
Lineage: Eukaryota; Metazoa; Rotifera; Eurotatoria; Philodinida; Philodinidae
Source: the annotation of a GenBank genome assembly
AUGGUAGGACAUACCAAAAAUGAAUUGAUAGUUCCUUCACUAUCGACAGUAUCAUCAAUUAAUCGAAUUAAGAUUGUUACUCAGCAUGAAUAUUUUGAACCAUAUCCAACGGUUAAAGAUUGGUUUAAAAAAAAGAUCAAUAAUCCUAAACAAAAAAUCAAGCAUUAUUUUCAAUCCUAUUUACCAUUUCUCGAUUGGAUCUAUCGAUAUAAUUUCGUAUGGCUUUCGAAUGAUCUUAUAGCUGGUUUGACUGUUGGUGCUAUUGUUAUUCCACAAGGAAUGGCCUAUGCUGGACUAGCUAAAUUGGCACCACAAUUUGGCUUGUAUACUUCAUUUAUUGGUGCAAUGAUUUAUUGUUUUUUUGCCACGAGCAAGGAUAUUAGUAUUGGACCUGUAACCGUUAUGUCAGCAUUGACCGGUAGUAUAGUCGAUGCUAUACAUAGAGAUUAUCCAAAAUAUGAAUCACAUAUAAUUGCAUCAACAUUAUCUCUUAUAUCUGGUUGUAUUGUUUUUAUUCUCGGAAUGUUUCGUCUUGGUUUUAUAGUCGAUUUUAUUCCUCUGCCAGCAUUAACAGCAUUUAUGACUGGAUCAGCAUUAAAUAUUAUCGUGGGACAAAUACCAAUAAUGAUGGGUAAUAAUAAAUAUUUAAAUACACAUGAAUCAAUUUAUUUAAUUUUUGGUCAUUUUUGGAAACAAAUUCAACAUUGUAAUUUAAAUGCUGUAUUUGGUUUAACAACACUUAUUUUACUUUAUUUAAUUCGUUUUAUUUGUAUUCAUUCUAGUAAACGUUAUCCUAAAUAUGAAAAAAUUUUUUUCUUUAUCAGUACACUUCGUAUUGUAUUUGUAAUUCUUCUCUUUCUUUUCAUUUCAUGGUUAAUCAAUCGUCAUAAUCCUGAUCAUCCACGUAUAUCUAUACUUGGUAAAAUUCCACGUGGUUUUCAAAAUUUAGGUAUACCAUAUAUCGAUCGAACAUUAUUGAAUGCCUUAACAUCCUAUCUACCUUCGACAGUUAUUGUUCUUCUUAUUGAACAUAUUGCUGUUGCGAAAUCAUUCGGUCGAAUUAAUAAUUAUACUAUUGAUUCGAAUCAAGAAUUGAUUGCUAUUGGUGUAAUAAAUAUUUUUGGACCUUUUUUUGGUUCUUAUCCAGCAACAGGUUCAUUUUCACGAACAGCAAUUAAAUCAAAAGCGGGUGUACGAACACCAUUAGCUGGUUUAUUUACUGGUUUACUUAUUAUUUUGAGUAUUUAUGUUUUAACAGGAAUUUUCUAUUGGAUAUCACAAGCUUGUCUAGCUGCUGUUAUUAUUCAUGCUAUUGGUGAUGUAAUUGUUGGACGAGAAACUUUAAAACGUUUUUGGCAAAUUAAUCCAAUUGAAUUUUUUAUUUUUUUAUUUGGAGUUUUAGCAACAAUAUUUUCUACUAUUGAAAUUGGUAUUUAUAUAACGAUUAUUUCUUCGAUUGUUCUUCUAUUAUUUCGUAUGGCAAAAGUUCAUGGUAAAUUUAUUGGUCGAGUUGAAAUUCAACAAAUGAAAUUAAAUUUCAAUAGUUAUUCUCAUAUAACAACUCGAAAUAUUUAUAUACCAUUCGAUCAUUCUGAUGGUUCAAAUCCAAAUAUUAUUCCAAUAUCAUCUAGUAAUAAUGGUAUAUUUAUCUAUCGACUAAAUGAAAGUUUUUUAUAUCCAAAUAUUAAUUAUUAUAUGGAACAUUUCAUUGAACAUAUAUUUCAUGAAACUAAACCAGACAAAAUAAAUCGAUAUAAUUCAAUUGGUGAACAACCAUGGAAUUUAAAGAUUAAUCAUCAUUCAGAAGAAAAUGAUCAACGUCCAUAUUUAUAUGCUAUAAUUUUGGAUUUUACCGGUGUUAUUCAUUUAGAUAUAACUAGUCUACAAAAUCUUGUUGAUAUUCGUGAACAAUUAGAUAGUUAUGCGAAUAAAAAAAUUCAUUGGCAUUUUGUUGGUUUAUCAAAUCCUUGGAUGAAACGUGCACUUAUUUCAGUUGGAUUUGGAUCAUCUGAUCAAGAUCAUACAACUUUUUCUCUAGCAAAAGUACAUGAUCGUAAUGAAGAUGUGAUUCUUGUUCCUAUUCUUGAUAUUAAUCGACCAUUUUUUCAUAUUGAUCUUGAUGAAGCAUAUGAAGUAGCUAUGAACAGUUUAAAUCAACAAGAAAUAUCUGUUGUUUCUCGUGAUGAUAUGACAUAA